Molecule: messenger RNA, 3672 nt
Organism: Alternaria atra
Lineage: Eukaryota; Fungi; Ascomycota; Dothideomycetes; Pleosporales; Pleosporaceae
Exons: 3
Coding region: 1-3672 (1223 amino acids)
Cellular component (GO): cytoplasm
Molecular function (GO): ATP-dependent chromatin remodeler activity; ATP binding
Source: RefSeq, a predicted model, not a curated record
AUGAGUCAAUGCACCCAACGGAAAUACCGUGCGCCGUUCCGACCGGUCGACACCUUUUCCUCCGCACAGAAGCCCGCAUUCAAGACCCCAGCGGCAACCAAACAUCCCUACACAUCGGACGAUAGCGACUAUCCUCACGAACAGUCAACCUCUCUACUCGGCGAUUCGAGUACCCUCUUUGACGAUAUCGAGAGUCCUGCGAGCCACACAAAGCAGAAGGAAGACCUCCAACGCAGACUGAAGAUGGUGCGUGAGCGUGAGCCCCCCGUGGCUCCAGCACCACGCGAUGGAAAAGCGCCCCCGCCAAAGCCUCUACAGGAGCUCAGGAACCCCGCACCACAGUUUGGAGAGACGAGCCCGCUCAGGAACCCACUGAAGAAGGACCGGGGCGAACAAUUUGCACACCUCUUCAAUAAACCCAAACCAGGACAGAUGCGGCCGGAACAUAGGCAGACGACUAAGCUACCGUCGCAAUACUCCGCGCCCUCUAGGCCUUCACAGAGUUCAAGUUCGAGCCAGAGCAUGGAUACCCUUAACCGACCCUUCAAAGUGCCAUCCGCACAAUCAAGCUCACGCUACAGCACAGCCUCUACCUCGUCUACUAGCUCUGGCAUCUUCGAGAUUCCCGCCUCACAGUUUCAGCCUAGACCAUUUCAAGGCGGUCCAGUACCUAUCGCCAGACCGUACAACCCCGCACCAAAGACUAGUCUCCCACCUCCCCGACCGAUAUAUUCUUCCAUGGGCCACGCUGAUGGCUUCGCACCAUUGAACAAGGGGACACAUAACCCGCUACAGCAGGCGCGUCAGACGGUAAUCUUGGACGAUGAAGACAACUUUGACCCAGAUGAGGCCAUCCGAGCAGAGGGUGGACGAUUUGGCGAGCCGGACCCGUACGCCUACGUCGACUCUGGUGCGGCUAGCGAGAACAUCAAAGCGCUGCUUGAGGGCGCUUUUGAUGAGGACAACGAGAAGAUUCCGAGGACGCGACUUCGUAAGAAGAAGAAGCAACAAGAGGAAGACGCUGGCAACUCCCUAGCUGACCGGCUACAAGCGCUUGCUGUCAAGGAUGAAGAGGCGAAGGCAGAGGCCGAACCAGAGGAAGAAGAGGAAGAAGACGACGGCACAGUCGAAGGUCUCAAGGUGAAGCUACUACCUCAUCAGGUAGACGGUGUGGCCUGGAUGAUCGAGAAGGAGACGGGUAAUCACAACAAGAAGGCCAAGUUGCCCAAGGGUGGUAUACUGGCAGAUGACAUGGGUCUCGGAAAGACUGUGCAGUCUCUUGCCCUCAUCCUAUCGAAUCCUCGGCCAGAGAAAGGUGUAGAGCCAGAAAACAAGAAGAACAAGAUUUCCGACUCCACCGGCAAAGGCACACUCGUCAUCGCUCCACUAGCACUGAUCAAGCAAUGGGAAGCCGAGAUCAAGAGCAAGGUCACUAAGUCACACGCCCUCAAAGUCCUCGUACACCACGGCCCCAACCGCACAGAAUCAGCUGAGAAGCUGAAGCAGUAUGACGUCGUCAUCACCACCUUCAACAGCUUGGCUACCGACUACGCGAAAUGUGGUGAUGGCCCCGAUGGUCUGAAGAAGGGUUGUUUCGCCGUCUCAUGGUAUCGCAUCAUGCUGGACGAGGCACAUACCAUCAAGAAUCGUACCACAAAGAUGGCUAAGGCUUGUUACGAGCUGCGUUCACAUUACCGAUGGUGUCUUACUGGUACACCGAUGCAGAACAACAUUGACGAGCUACAGAGUUUGAUCAAGUUCCUUCGUAUACAACCUUACUGCGAACUUUCUGCUUGGAAGGAUUCUAUAGCGCAACCAAUGAAGAACGGUCGCGGCAACCUUGCCAUGAAGCGACUUCAAGUCUUCUUGCGUGCUUUCAUGAAGCGUCGGACAAAGGAUGUGCUACGAAAGGAGGGCGCGCUCAACUUCGGCGGCAAAGCCAAGGAGGGAGAGGAGAGGCCAGCUUUCCACAUCGUUGCGCGAAACGUUGAGACCAUCAUAGGAGAGUUCACGACUAAAGAGCGCAUCUUCUACGACCGGUUACGAGACCGCACACAAGCCCGUCUUGAUGAGAUGAUGGGUGGUGAGAAGCAAGAUUAUAUUGGAGCGUUGGUAUUACUUCUCCGUCUGCGCCAGGCUUGCAAUCAUCCAAACCUCACAAAGAGCAACGUCAAAGGUGAUAAGGAUGCUUUGACAACCGGCUCGAAUUCGAAUGCUGCAGCUGGCCUUCAAACUCCUAGGAAAGCAGCAGCCAAAGACGAUGCCGACGACCUUGCGGAUCUCCUAGGUGGGCUCAGCGUUGCGGCCAAGCGCUGUGACAUAUGCCAGAACCAUCUCAAUAGUGACAACACAGCUACUGGUGGAGCCCGUUGUAUAGAGUGCGAAGAAGAUCUUCUAGGGUCUACUAAGAAACACAAGUCGAAGAAACACCGCAAACACAAGCACAAGGAUGGCAAGUCCAAGAAGGAUCGGCGGCCAAAACCAGUCGUGGACUCCGAUGACGAAGAAGAGGCAAAGCCUGCCGCCGCGAAACAUUCCCGCAAUCGCCGCGUCGUGGUCGAUAGUGAUGACGAAGAAGAGGAGGGCGAGUGGCUCGUUCCUGAAGAACAGCAACAUGCUGAGGACUUAGGCAAGGCUGGUGGUACCGACGAUGAGAACGCAGAAGGUGGUGGUGACACGCUUGCUACAGUAGACUCAGACACAUCCGAGGAUGAGGAUCAGAGCAGGAGCAACUUGGACUCGUUCGUCGUUCACGACACUGAUAGCGAGGAUGAUGCACCUGUUGCUCGUAAGAAGUUGGCUAAGAAGUCACAGAAAGUCGUCAACCUUGAUUCCGACGAUGAAGACGCCGAUAGCGAGGAGGCUGACAGCGAGAGCGACGCUGAUUCGGACGCGUCGAACUCUGAAUCCAACUCAGAAGACGAUGCCUCGGACUCCGAAACCUCAGAAUCCUCUUACAACGCCUCGGACCUUGUGCCAUCUACCAAGAUCCGCCAACUACUUACCAUUCUCGAAAAGGAGACUGACGAACACAAGGUCAUCGUCUUCUCACAGUUCACGUCGAUGCUUGAUCUUAUCGAGCCCUUCCUCAAGCGCGCAGGUUACAACUUCACUCGCUAUGACGGUAGUAUGCGCAACGACCUCCGCGAGGCGAGUCUACAAAAGCUCCGUGAAGACAAGCGCACACGAGUCUUGCUGUGUAGUUUGAAAUGCGGUAGUCUUGGCCUCAAUCUUACGGCUGCAAGUCGUGUAGUCAUCAUGGAGCCAUUCUGGAACCCUUUCGUCGAAGAACAAGCCAUCGACCGUGUCCACCGCCUCAACCAGACCGUCGACGUAACAGUCUACCGCCUCAGCAUCCACAACUCGGUUGAAGAGCGCAUCCUCGAGUUACAAGAAGCUAAGCGUAAACUCGCCAAUGCAGCUAUUGAGGGCGGCAAGGCUAUUAAGAACCUCACUAUGAAGGACAUGAUGGCGUUGUUCAGUCGCGAGUCGGAGUACGAUAGGAAGCAUGAUGAUGAUGCGCAGGAAAUGGCUAUGUAUGGCCGGAGGAAGGUGCUGGAGGAUGACGAGGGGGCUGGCGAGGAUAUUGUUAGGAAGGCGAGGAAGGCGGGUAGUCUGGGGUUUAAGAGGACGGAGAGGAGGGAGGAGGGGGGUGCUUAUGGGCGGAGGUGA